UUUUCACAUUACCGGCAUUUCAGCUUAACUGCCGGGCGCAAUUUUUUAGUCGGUGGAAAAGCCACAGUGUAGAUUAUUUAAUAUUUUUUAUUUAUACAGUUCAUUUACACAAUGCCUGGAUAUUCCGACAGAGACCGCGGCAGGGAUAGAGAUAGAGGUUAUGGCGGUGGUCCUCCUCGCUUCGGGGGCAAUCGUGGUGGUGGUGGUGGAGGCGGCGGUGGAGGAAAGUUUGGCAAUCCGGGAGAACGGCUGCGCAAAAAACACUGGAACCUGGACGAACUCCCCAAGUUUGAGAAAAACUUCUAUCAGCCGCACCCCGAUGUGGUCCGCAGGUCACCGCAAGAAGUGGAGCAAUACAGGAGGGCCAAAACAAUUACAUUCAAGGGGAGAGAGUGCCCCAACCCCAUUAUCAAGUUCCACGAGGCCAGCUUCCCAUCUUAUGUGAUGGAAGUUAUCGAAAAACAGAACUGGACUGAUCCAACCCCCAUCCAGGCUCAGGGGUGGCCCCUGGCUCUUAGUGGCAAGGAUAUGGUUGGCAUUGCACAGACUGGUUCUGGCAAAACACUGUCUUAUCUGUUGCCUGCCAUUGUGCACAUCAACCACCAGCCUUUCCUGGAACGUGGAGAUGGUCCUAUUACCUUGGUGCUGGCCCCAACCCGUGAGUUGGCUCAGCAGGUACAACAGGUGGCUGCAGAGUAUGGCAGAGCUUCUCGCCUGAAGACUACCUGUAUCUAUGGCGGAGCACCAAAGGGACCACAGAUACGUGACCUGGAAAGAGGUGUGGAGAUCUGCAUUGCCACUCCUGGCAGGCUCAUUGAUUUCCUUGAGGCCGGAAAGACAAACCUGCGUCGAUGCACAUAUCUUGUACUGGAUGAGGCCGACAGAAUGCUGGACAUGGGCUUUGAGCCGCAGAUCCGUAAAAUUGUCGACCAAAUCAGACCUGACCGCCAGACUCUGAUGUGGAGUGCUACUUGGCCUAAAGAGGUUCGCCAGUUGGCAGAGGACUUCCUUAAGGACUAUGUUCAGAUUAAUAUUGGAGCACUGCAGCUAAGUGCCAACCACAACAUCCUGCAGAUCGUUGAUGUCUGCAAUGAUGGAGAGAAGGAAAAUAAACUGAUUCGCCUGCUUGAGGAAAUCAUGAGUGAGAAGGAAAACAAGACCAUCAUCUUUGUGGAGACAAAGAGGCGGUGUGAUGAUCUCACAAGGAGGAUGAGGAGGGAUGGGUGGCCAGCAAUGGGAAUCCAUGGGGAUAAAAGCCAACAGGAAAGAGACUGGGUUCUCAAUGAGUUCAAAUAUGGAAAGGCCCCCAUUCUCAUAGCUACAGAUGUCGCCUCCAGGGGUCUAGAUGUUGAAGACGUGAAAUUUGUCAUCAACUUUGACUACCCAAACAACUCAGAGGACUAUAUCCACCGCAUUGGCCGAACAGCUCGUAGCCAAAAGACAGGCACAGCUUAUACCUUCUUCACUCCAAACAACAUGAGACAGGCCGCCGACCUCAUAGCUGUGCUUCGUGAGGCCAACCAGGCAAUCAACCCCAAGCUCCUCCAAAUGGCUGAAGACAGAGGAGGUCGUUCAAGGGGAGGCCGAGGUGGUGAUUACAGGGAUGACCGCAGGGAUAGGUAUUCCUCUGGAAGACGCGAUUUUGGAAAUUUUAGGGACAGGGAGAAUGGCAGAGGUUUUGAAAAUGGACCAAACAAAUCUUUUGGCACAAACACACAGAAUGGAGGCUAUGGGAACAAUGCCGCCAGCAGCAAUGGCUACAAUGGAUCGAGCUACAAUGGUAAUGGACAGUCCAACUUCAACCAAACAGGGGCCUUUGGCGGUCAGAACAACUUCCAGGCACAGAAUGGUGCUAGCCACACCCCUUUCACCUUCCCCCAGACACAGGCCCCACAGCAGCAUCCUCCACCGCUGGUGCCCUACACCCUCCCCCCACAGUUCACUCAGUAAAUGCACCACACACUUGAAAGAAGUAAUUUAUUGCUUUUUUGUCCUGUUGAGUUUUAUAUAGACAACCCAGUUUUUUUUUGUUUUUUUUGUAUUUACCUUAUAGGGUUUCAAAUGUCAAUGUUACUCUGUCAAGCCUUUUAAGAUCUGCAGUGCGGCAAUAGUGGCGUUGCACGCUUUUCCAAUUAUUUAAUUUGUUACAUUCCUUUAGUAAUGGUUAUGUUUUGUAUUAGAUAAUUACAGUGUACUGUUUUUUUUUUUUUUCACGUAUCAUUGAAAGUGAUGUUAAGCUCCUACCCUGGAAGUGCACUGCAUGAUCUUUCAAAUUAAAAACAAACAAAAUUA
Solea senegalensis (Senegalese sole) is the source of this 2292-nucleotide messenger RNA. It is a transcript of the gene ddx5, whose product is annotated as DEAD (Asp-Glu-Ala-Asp) box helicase 5. The transcript has 13 exons. Gene Ontology annotation, cellular component: cytoplasm; ribonucleoprotein complex; nucleus. Gene Ontology annotation, molecular function: RNA helicase activity; RNA binding; ATP binding. Bases 112 to 1950 code for a protein of 612 amino acids. The record is from RefSeq and is a predicted model, not a curated record. Gene Ontology annotation, biological process: alternative mRNA splicing, via spliceosome. Lineage: Eukaryota; Metazoa; Chordata; Actinopteri; Pleuronectiformes; Soleidae.